ACGUUUUUCAUUCGUGCGCGAACGAUCGUCGACGACGAGCGAAACUCUCGUUCGAUCAUUUGCGCGAAAGCGAACGGCGCACGUCGUUUAACCGCGAACCCCAGCUGAGUUUCGCGGAAAGUAGGUUUAGAAAAAUAUUUCAGCACGUGCGUGGAAAACGUGGAAGGGAGGGUUGCGGACUGCAUCACAUUAAUGCACCUGACGAUUGGUCGCGAGUCGGAGGCUCGGCCGGACCGUUUAAAAAUAAAUUACCACCGCGCGUAGUGUCGCGCGAGUUAAAUUGAAACCGGCCAGUGCACUCGGGGAAUUUACGUUGGGCGUUCGGUAGCUCGCGCGCAUUGGAAGUCGUUUCCCGACCACCGUCGUCUUCGCCGUCCUUGCUAUCGUCAUCGUCUUCAAAUUCGCCUGUGCGUUGAUCGUUUGCUCGCGGAAUGACGUGUGCGACCGGGAACACGUGUGAGUGAUCCGUGUGUUUCACGCUUGUGUCGUCGUUAAAUCAAUUCGAGUGUUAUCUACGUUUGAAUGUGCGCGACGAAAGGUCGAGUCUAACCUCGAAAUCUUGCGAACUGUUCUCCGACUUGCGACCACGUUUUCUAGUGUACCGCGUUUCGCGAUAGUGUGAAAAACGCGCGUGCCGAAGAGAAUAUCCUGAGAUCGACUAGACCUUUUGUGUUCCAAAGCCGUCGGAGGAUUACCCGGGAUAUGGUGCUACGAUAAAUCGUGACGAUGUCUAUUUAACAGUGGGUAUGUCAACCUGAAAGGAAUCGUCGAUUGUUGCUGUGCUUUGUGAUCCACGAUGUAAAGCGAGACCAAGUUGACCGAGGAACGAUAUAAAGAGUGCAGUGCUACUUUAUGGAGUUUUGAUCAAUGUUCAUAGGUCAAUUACGAGCAAUGUGUAUACUAUAUACUAUGAGACAUGUUGGUAAGGCAGCCUUAAGGUGAAAUGUUUCGUAGUUUACCGGAUAGGGUGGCUGGGCUCUAUUAUGGCCACGGCCUGUUUUGCUCCUCCCAUCCUAUUGCUGUUAUUUCAUUGGCAAUCUCGAUUAUAUUAUUAUGUUGUUAUCCUUUGGUCAAUUUGCCUAUGCCUGGCAACGCACCACGAACUAUAAUCAAUCAUACUGUUGUACCUGAAAACAAUACAGAAAACUCUGUGUUUUAUGUGCAACAAGUGGUAUUAAGAGCUGGAGUUAUUCCAUGGAUGGAAGAGUUAACGUUAAUGGAUGCUUUUCGGGGUCCACUUUAUGAAAUUUUUAAUCUUUUAGAGAUUAUACAAAAUUAUCAGCAUCCAGGAACGUUGAAAACCCUCGAUCAAGUGUGUUUACACAUUGAAGCUGUUAAGAAAAGAAAUGGUAAAAAACCAGAAGUUUUACCAGAAUACAAUUGUCUUGUUCUUUCACCGGCUAACUUGUGGCAGCGAAGUAUUGAAUUAUACGCACAAGAUACAAAUCUUAUAAAUACAAUUUAUUCUUAUCAGAAUCUGCAAAAGGGUAAAAUUAGUUUGGCCGAAAUAAUGUUUGGAAUGAACCUUAAAGAAACUGGAAUAAAAAGGUAUCCAAUUCGUCUUCGACAGAGAAUUUUACAAUAUGCUGUAACUAUUUAUUUAAAGGACUAUGAUUCAGAAUUUAUAAAAGGGUUACAACAUAGAUUAAAAAGUUAUUACCACCUUCAUCAAACAGAAGGUGAUAAUGCUACACAUGUACCCAUGGAUGAAACAUUACAUAUCUUUUAUCCUGGUGAAUUUAAUUAUAGUGACUUCUUUCCACUAAUGAUGACAUUUAAUGCCUUGUUCUUCUAUGUUUAUUUCUCCGUGAGGAAGAUAGAAGUAGUGAAGUCAAAGAUUGGUAUAGCAUUUGGUGCAACUAUUACAGUGAUAAGUUCAUUGUCUAUGACAGUGGGUGUAUGCUUUUUCUUUGGUUUAACUUUAAGCUUAAGCGGAAAAGAAGUGUUCCCAUAUUUGGUAGUUAUUGUAGGGUUGGAAAAUGUUUUGGUAUUGACUAAAAGUGUAGUCAGCACUCCAGCGCAUUUGGAUGUGAAAAUACGCGUCGCUCAAGCUUUGUCCAAAGAAGGUUGGUCCAUUACUAAAAACCUACUUACAGAAGUAACAAUCUUGACAAUUGGAUUGUUCACCUUUGUACCAGCCAUUCAAGAGUUUUGUAUUUUUGCCAUUGUUGGAUUAGUCAAUGACUUCUUUCUCCAAAUGGUCUUUUUCUCGACAAUUCUCGCUAUCGAUAUCAAACGUACGGAAUUAUCCAACGAAUCGUCUAAAUUCCAUUUUCCGAACGUUCCAACCACGCGAAAGCAACAAUUUACAACAACUAUAACAAGUAGAAAGCCGAAUAUCUUUAGAUCAAAGUCCCAUCCAAGGUUAAAUGGCUUGUCCAACGGUCCGACGACUGUUAUAGCUCCGAACACACAAAAUACGCAUACAUUGGGUAAAAUUCCAAAACGUUUACGUCUAGUUCACUUUUGGGCGCGAACGCGAAUAUUUCAGCGUGCGUUUAUGGUAUGGAUGGUUGUGUGGAUCAGCAUGAUUAUUUAUAAUUCUGGCAUCGUUGAACACGUGAUACAUUUGAGUGAAACGUUGAAAUCGGAAAAUGAUAUCGAUGGGUAUACUUUAGACAGACCCCAAACCAUGAACAAUUAUGUAGAAUUAAAUACAAUGAAACCACUGUCGAUACUAUCCGCUACCAUUGCUCCGGAUCAUUUGAACAGACAGGACGAUUUAAGCAAUAAUGUUACCGAGGAAUUAAAUAAAUUAAAACCUGUGGACUUUCCCUCUUGGAACCGAUUAUCGCUUUAUCAUUGGUCCUCGAUUCUUUCUAUGUACAAUAUUUCGGCUGCUGGCGGACGUAUAACUAUAUUGCCCACAAUGAAAUUUUCUCAUGCUGUAAGUCCACAGUUGGUCAAACAAAUUAGCAAUCCCAACGAUGUACAACAUUUUCAGUGGCACAGUCUUGCUACCGCAGCUCUCGAUCCCUUAGACUUUUCAGAUAUGGAGCUACCAACUAGGUCCGAAGGUCGUGGUUUUAACGCAGACGCUCCUUUCAUUCCGUCGAGUCCGAUGGAAAUAUUUUUGGCGGCAGUACUUUGUCUCAUCAGUGUCAUUGUUGUUGCUUAUACGAUGGUUGUUCUUUAUCGUUGUAUUUGUUCGAGAAACUACGCCGAAUGGCGAGCUAGCUGGUAUCAACCAGAAAAAGCUCACGAUUCGACGACACAUUUAGUUCUGGAAGCAUUGCCGCUAGUCCUUGAAGGACACACGCAAGAAGUGGAGUGCAUUGCUACGGAUAGCAACACCAUUGCUAGUACGUGUUUAGCUGGACAUAUCAGAGUAUGGGACGUAACGUCCGGCGAGCAGCUAGCUCACAUAGAUAGAAAACAGUUUUUUAGCAGUCCGCAGAAAAACUUAAGCCAAACAACACCAGAUGUGGACGAAUUAAUGUCAGAUUACGAAAGUGGUUCGCCACCUUCAAGAGGUGAAAUGGAGAACACCAAUUCGUUUGGUUUGUACUCGGCUGUCCACUGUAGAAAAUCAUCUCCUGGAUUGUGCAAUAUGCAAAGAGGACAAAAUAAUAAUACUAAGAGACAUUCGAUGGGAAAUACGUUAGAUUAUGAUUAUCAGACGAACGAAUUUAGCACGGAAAAACGAAAACAUUUACGAAGAAGUUUAGAUAACGCUUACGAUAUUCCUGACCUGAAAUCGACAAUUAAUAUUAAAUUUUCGUCCAUGAAACACUCUCAGAUACAACAAAAUUAUGAACCAGGAUUCGAUUUUGGUGAUCAGUACAAAUACCUGAUCGAAGAACAUAACAAAUCUAUAGACAAGUUACAGAAAUCCGAAAGUUUAGAACAGUUAUGCGUACCUAAUGGAAGACUAAAUUCGUCUGGUUUUCUGGAUAGUAUAUCUUCGUUGAAUGGAGACAGAACUGUGCAAUUUUCACAGAUGAUAUCUCCUAUCUGGUGCAUGGAUUACCAAGAAAACCUUAUAGUAGUAGGAUGCGCUAACGGAAGUUUAGAAUUUUGGGAAGGUACUACAGGUAGAUUCAAGUGUUUAUUCGAUGAUGGAUCGGGGAUCGGAAUAUCCGCCAUUAAAUUCGUCGGCAGUAGAGUCAUAGCAGCUAAGUUAAGCGGAUCUGUUGACUUUCUGCAGUUAGAGAGUUAUAGCGAAGGUCAACAAAUUGAUUGGGGUUUUACCUCAUAUAGAAGAACUCACGUUAGAACGGGAAGUGCUGGCUCACCUAUGGAUAUAAAUAACAUCAUGCAAUCUGAAGAAGACCUUCGUUGCAUGAAAAUUAGUUCUCAUAGAGCACACCAACAAGCAAUAACUGUGCUUGAUAGCGAGGGUGGUCGUGUUUUAACUGGUAGUCAGGACCAUACUCUCAAAGUAUAUAGAUUAGAGGAUCAAUUGCCAUUAUAUACCCUUCACGGACAUAAUGGGCCCAUAUCUUGUCUGUUUAUUGACAGGAUGAGUCCCAUGACGUCCGGUAGUGGAUCUCAAGAUGGACUGUUAUGCGUUUGGGAUCUUCUAACCGGAACGUGUAUGUACAGUAUACAGGCUCACGAUGGUGCGGUGGCAGCUAUUACAUGUUCCGUGUCGUAUGUGAUAAGUAUCGGAACUGACGAAAGGUUGUGUGUGUGGGAACGGUUUCAGGGACACUUACUACAUGCUCUUCCAGCACACAGAUCAGCAUACAGUUUACAAUUAGUCAUGUUAACGCAUCAUUUACUCAUCACUAGCAAUCAGGGGUCACUAGUAGUUUGGGACGUAAGGACGGGGGAGCCUGUACGCGAAGUGAGGUUGGGUCACAAGGAUAGUUGUAUUUUCGUAAAACAAAUGUUAGCGUUAAGGGAUAGCGUAGUAUGCGAUUUCGGAAGACAAUUACGAAUAAUCAGGUUCCCGUUGGUCUCUGACAAGCUAGAUUAAGAUCUGUAUAUGCACGUUGUACAUAGUUGUUUCGGUUUCGAUUUUUCUUAUUUAAUUUUAAUACUUGCGCAAAAUCUUACGCGUUGCUUGGGGAUAUAGAUUUUUACACGACGUACAUUUUAUAUUUUAAGUCGUACACAGUUUUACUAUGAAUGCUUCGCAUUACCGACUACGUCAUAGUCGCGCCUUAAUGUUUAUACUCCAUCGAGACAGUAAAUAAAAUACGUUUGUCAUUUUCAACGAGUAACGUAUACAGAUCUUUAAUCGAUUUCCCGGGGAACAGAUUGUUCGUGUAAAUUAAAAUCGAUAUCGUGACACGACUGCACCGUAAGAGUUGCAGGACGCAAAACUGAAAACAAUGACACGCGAUAUGGAAAAUCCAUAUUUUUAAAUGAUUAAAACAAGAGGAUGACCUAAAUCCUGGUAUCUUUAUUCAUUGUCUUAGAAGAAUGGCUGUGCUACAUUUUGAAGCAUCUGUUUCAUUUCACGAUGUAACUUAGGAGUAUUUCCGUAGCGACGUUCAUUUUGUAUAUGUAAAAGGUUUCAAAACAAAUUUAUAAGCUCUAACUGAUAUUAUGAUAAGUAGAAACUGCAUUUGUUAAACCGGUGCUGUUCCAUAACACAGAUGUGCUGGGUUUUCACUUCUGUGUGUUUAAAAACAAGUGCGUAGCAAUAUUAAUUAAUCACGAAAUGUAAAUGAUAAAAAUGGUUAAACGUUAUUGGAUAAAGAAUGUGAUGUCGUCUGAUGUUUCGGUUUAUCAAAGUUAGGGCCAAAAGUUUGAGGACUGGUCCAGCACACCAAGUAUUUGAACUUAAAAAGUUUUUAAAUAAACGUUGCGAAGUUUUACGUUAAUUAUAUAGUAACAUUUCAUUCUUUGUAUAUGUGUAACCUAGUUACAUGUAUAAUGGUCUAAAAGUGCCUUUAUUCGGUCUUUAUUUAGUCAGACUAAGUAAAGAAGUGUUGUAGUAAAGGAUUAUAAAAAUUGAACAAAUAGAUCUCAGUCUUCUGGUUCGUAGCACUUUCUACGCGACUUUGAAGAAGACUUAAACUAACUGUAUGCUAAAUGUUGAUACAUUUAGAACAUUAAUCUUCAGCUGUUGAUCGGAGAGUAAUUUACGCUUUACGCUCGGCAACAAGAGUUCUGUUCACAUAGCUAGGAUUAAUACGCGGAAUGGAACUCCCGAAUUCAAAGAUUCAACAUUUAACAUCUCCUUUACUAAACGUUUAGUCUUGUUUAGCUUUAGCAGUCUAUUUUUGUAAGGAGAAUCAUCGCUCUUAAGCGAGCUAACAUGGGUCCUAUUUUAUAUAUAAAAUAUAUACUAUUAUAGAAGACUUACAAGUGUGUAUUGAUAAAAUAUCUUUUUGCUUCACAACGCAUGAUAGUUCAAAGAGUAUGUACAUUUUACGGCACAUUUAAAAGAAAAAGUAAAGCAAAGUGUACAAAGAAAAUUUUGAUCAAGUCCAUGUGAAAAGCUAUAUAGAAUCAUUGUUAGAGAGUGUUUAAUGUUUCACAAAAGAUUCCUAACAAUUAACUGGACGUGUAUUUGAAUGAAAGUUUUGAAACAUCGUUUUUAUUUUAUCGAAAUAAAAGAUUUUUUAAUCUACCAUGUAUAAAACUUCAGUGUACUCUUUAACUGUACGUGAACUUCUAUGCUUCCAGCGAUGUGAUACACGAGAGUACAUGAACAGCUUCCACUGAAAUACUAAAAUGCCACGCAAUUUGUUAAACGGGAGACUAAAUUUUAAAUUUUUUGUUUCUGCGAAAGGGUCCAAAGGAUUUGAAAAUUUUCACGCGAAUAUUUCCAGUUAAUUAUAGGGUAUACUUUCCACAAUUAAAGUUUGAUAUGUGUGAUGCGAAAUGAAUGUUAUAAUAUAAUGAUCUAUAUGCCUUUAGACUGAAGUGUAAGACGAUUUCUAUUGACGAGUCUCUUUUAUUUUCUGAUACCCUAUUUGAGGUUAACUAGAGCUUGAAGUCACGAUCAUUGAUCUAUUAAUAUAGAUAUAUAUAUACAUAUAUACAUAUAUAUUUUUCUUAACCAAAGUUGUAAAUCAUAUCAGGUCAUGGCAUGCUCUUACACGUAGGGAUUAAUUGACGAAAACAAAGCAAAAAGGGAAAAAAAUAUCUAAAGUGCUUUUAUCGGCUUGGCUGAUUAGCUAACGAUCAUUUAGGAGUUAGUGUGAUUUUUAUAUUUAUUUAAUUAAUUUAACAUGUGUAAAUGUGUCGUACACCAGAUAUAUUGUUCUUAAUAAAUUCUCACAUUUAUUAGAUCUUGAUUUCUUUUUGUUCUCGUAAUUUCGUUUACAUUCUAGCACCUUUUUUUUGUAUUAGAUCGAUUCGUCAAUGAAUUGGUUCAUAAUUAUUGACAAAUGUUCAGUCCUUCCCUUUCUUCCUUAUAAAGUAGGAAACACAAUAGAAAGAAAACAUGCUGUUACUAAAAUUAACAGUGUAUUUAUUGAAUGAUUUUUCAAUAAAUAUAACGCAUUGCUGAAAACAAUCGAAUGAUCGCGUCUUUUGGUUAAAUAUUAGAGGGGGAAGAUAUGACUAGAGAUAUAACAAAAGUAUUUUUAGAAAAUGAUACUCUAAUUAUUUUGAACAGUGUAGUCAUUUUAGAAAAAUAGCUCAAUUGUUUAUAAAAUAUCGAUAUCAACAGAUCAAUCAUGGUGGGAGGGAUUCUUGUAAAAGCCAGAAUAUUGGAGACUUUUGAAUUGUGAUUUUAAUAAAUGCAGCUAAUACCUUAUUUUUUUUGUUUUUUUUUUUCGGAAUGAUUGAAAUCCUCUUCUUGUUACAAAUAUAGCAGAAAAUUGUCGGAGAUCGUAGUAGAAUGGAGUAUCUUUGAUGUAGAAUAAUUUCUACAGUAAAUAGUUUGGUCCAAAUUUAGUGGAAUUUUCCUUUUGGCGAGAAUUAAGUUGUUAACCUGAUAGGCAAAGCAACGAUAAGAAAAAGUGGUUUUAACAGUAGGAGGGAAUUCUAAGAGAUCAAUGGGCGUUGUAAGAGGUGGAGGUAUUAUUCCACGAUUAGAUUACGUGCGUAAUGUCGAAUGCAAAUUUUAAUCUUUUAUAAGAUAUCAAAGAUGCGAUAUGAAAUCUACAGAAGAUCAUGCGUAUUAUAUACGGCUGCAUAUUACAUUUAUUGUUAUUAAUACCACAUUUUGUAAUGAAUAUUUUCAAUAUUAGGACACUUAACCGUAAGACUAAUAUAAGUUAAAGUUAAGUAGUAUUAUAAAGAGAAGAGAUAAUGAUAUAAGUAUCAUUGAAUACACAAAGUCAAUAUUUUAUUAAUAUUAAAUAAUGUAAAGAUGGCACUGU
Colletes gigas is the source of this 8228-nucleotide messenger RNA. It is a transcript of the gene SCAP, whose product is annotated as sterol regulatory element-binding protein cleavage-activating protein. Gene Ontology annotation, molecular function: sterol binding; protein binding. The record is from RefSeq and is a predicted model, not a curated record. Gene Ontology annotation, cellular component: Golgi membrane; endoplasmic reticulum membrane. Lineage: Eukaryota; Metazoa; Arthropoda; Insecta; Hymenoptera; Colletidae. The transcript is spliced from 13 exons. Gene Ontology annotation, biological process: SREBP signaling pathway. Bases 944 to 4921 code for a protein of 1325 amino acids.